Caenorhabditis angaria is the source of this 706-nucleotide messenger RNA. NCBI's taxonomy places the organism in Eukaryota, Metazoa, Nematoda, Chromadorea, Rhabditida, Rhabditidae. The record is from the annotation of a GenBank genome assembly.
AUGGAAGAUGAAUAUGCGGAUUUCUUUGGAGGCGAUGAUUUUGACAGAGAUCAAAGUCCGGAAGGUGAUGAAGCUAUCGAAGUUCCAGUUCCUGGAGCGGAUAUUCCGGCUGGAAAAGUUGUGAAACCUCCUAGAAAACAGGUAUAAUUUUUUUCUUAAUACAAAUUAAAAAAAUAAUCCUUUAUUUUAGAGCAAUCGAUUUCUUCUUAAUGAAAAAUUGCUAGCCGGUCCAAAAGGAAUCAGCGCGCUGAAAAAAGAAUUCGAAAAUUUCCAACCCGGUCCAGAUCCAUAUCAAAAUCUCAAUCUUAUGUUCAAAAAAUACAAUCAUUGGGCGCAUUUAAUGUAUCCAAAUAUGAAAUUCGAGGAUAUUAUUAGUCGGUGUGAGACUCUUGGAACACGACGAUGGACAAAGGUUAUCCUAAAUAAGAUGCGCCUUGGAAUGCCGUUGACAGACGAGGAUUUUGAGCAAAGUGCUGGAGGAAAAGAUGGCGAAUCGAAGAAGAAAAAAUCGAAAAAUGAAGAUUGUGAUAUUAUUGAUGAUGGUGCAAGUGACGGCGAAGAAGAAAUUGCGCCAGCCGCGGCACCAGAAGCUUCUGAGGAUAAAAACUCUGAGAAAUCUGAAAAAGCUGCUGAAAAUGACUAUCCAGAUGAGGAAGAUCAGCGAGAACAAGAGGAGGAUGAAUUGAUGGCCGAUUUUGAUUGGUGA